Messenger RNA from Blepharisma stoltei, 231 nucleotides. Lineage: Eukaryota; Ciliophora; Heterotrichea; Heterotrichida; Blepharismidae. The record is from the annotation of a GenBank genome assembly.
AUGGGGUGUGGAAAGCAUUCGAAGACAAGUCAUCAGACUUAUGAUAAAAUCUCUAUAAACUUAUACGGCAAAAGUUCAUGCUCAAAAAAGAAGCAAGGAAAAAACAACUCAUUUUCAAUACAUGAAAAAAGGAAAUUGUACUCGAUUAGGAUAUUCACUCCUGACGUUUUAGGACUUCAAGAGAAUCCAGGUGGUUUAGAAAAUAAUGCAAAGGUUGAGUAUAGUAUUUAA